Messenger RNA from Trichophyton rubrum CBS 118892, 309 nucleotides. RefSeq lists its product as uncharacterized. Lineage: Eukaryota; Fungi; Ascomycota; Eurotiomycetes; Onygenales; Arthrodermataceae. The record is from RefSeq and is a predicted model, not a curated record. The transcript has 2 exons. Bases 1 to 309 code for a protein of 102 amino acids.
AUGCAGACUGAUGGUGUGAGGCACACGGUAGUGACGCCCGAUAACCAUGGGCCCAUCAUCCAGAUCGUGACCUGGUUUGCCAUGGUGGUGAUGAUUCUGGCGACGGCACUCAGACUGGCAGUCCGAUAUCUGACAUCCCACAUCCCCGGAAUGGACGAUGCCAUUGUUGUGGGCUCCAUGCUUGUCAAUGUCGGCGGCGUCAUAGCCAUAUCCCUGGCGGUCACUCACGGCCUGGGGCGGCGUGAGUCGAAGCUGACCGAAGCCCAGGUGUCAAGAGCUGGACAGGUACGCUACGCAGGAUAUGUCUAG